CGCUGGGAGAAGGAUCACCAACGAUCUCCCUUCAUAGCUAAUAACCUUUAGCGGAUUCCGGAGAAACAGCUCUGGACUUCUAAGUUCUCAAUUUAUUCACAAUGUCAGGAAAAAUCCACCGUCUGCUGGUAGUGAGUGCCAUACUCAGUCUGGCAAAUGGAUCUGGAUAUUCCGAAAAGCCAAACAUAGUCAUAAUACUGAUAGAUGAUAUGGGAAUGAACGAUGUGAGUUUUCAUGGUUCUAAUCAGAUCCUCACGCCUAACAUUGAUGCUCUGGCCUACAAUGGCAUCCUGCUAAAUAAGCAUUACGUUCCAAACUUGUGUACACCAUCCAGGGCCACUUUGCUAACUGGAAAAUAUCCCAUACAUACAGGAAUGCAACACUUUGUGAUUAUAACCGAUGAGCCGUGGAGUCUUCCUCAGCGGGAGCGUCUGAUGCCGGAACUUUUCCGAGAUGCUGGGUAUUCAACCCAUUUGGUGGGAAAGUGGCACUUGGGCUUCUGGCGCAAGGAUCUUACGCCUACGAUGCGAGGAUUCGAUCAUCAUUUUGGCUAUUACAAUGGAUACAUUGACUACUACGACCAUGAGGUGCGAAUGCUGGACAGAAACUAUUCAGCCGGACUGGAUUUCCGGCGGGAUCUGGAACCCUGUCCCGAGGCAAAUGGAACAUAUGCCACGGAAGCCUUUACUUCGGAAGCAAAAAGGAUAAUUGAGGAGCACGAUAAGACCAAGCCGCUGUUCAUGGUGCUCAGUCAUUUGGCAGUGCAUACUGGAAACGAGGACAAUCCCAUGCAGGCUCCUGAGGAGGAGGUGGCCAAACAUGCUCACAUCAAGGAUCCUAAGCGACGCACUUAUGCUGGAAUGAUUUCUAGUCUGGAUAAGAGUGUUGCCCAGACUAUUGCAGCUCUGAAGGAAAAUGGAAUGCUGAAUAAUAGCAUUAUUUUGCUCUACUCAGACAAUGGAGCACCCACUUUGGGCAUUCAUUCUAAUGCAGGCUCUAAUUAUCCUUAUAGAGGGCAAAAGGAAUCACCUUGGGAGGGUGGCAUUCGUUCCGCUGGAGUUUUAUGGAGUCCUCUGCUCAAGGAGCAAGGAUACGUAUCGAAUCAGGCGAUCCAUGCCAUAGAUUGGCUACCCACACUGGCAGGGGCUGCCGGCGUGUCCUUGCCGCAGGAUCUUCAGCUGGAUGGUCUUAACCUCUGGCCUUCGCUGAGCGGCAAAGAGGAACCAAAGCCCAGAACGAUGAUUCAUGUUCUGGACGAAGUCUUCGGUUAUUCAUCGUACAUGAGGGAUUCUCUUAAGUAUGUUAACGGAAGCAGUUUCGAAGGACAAUACGAUCAUUGGUUGGGUGAACUGGAAGCAAACGAAGACGAUCCCUUGAGUGGGAACUACGGACAGCAUGUACUGGCAUCGGAAGUUCAACGCAUUUUGGGAAAUCAGGGAUUGACCGAGGAUCGCAUCCUGGAGAUGCGAAACGAAGCCACAGAGGUGUGUCCAUCAAUUGAAGGACAAAAUCCUCUUGAUCCACAAUUCAAGUGUGAGCCCCUUAAAGGCGACUGCUUUUUCGAUUUGGCAACAGAUCCUUGUGAAAGAUACAAUUUAGCCCAACUCUAUCCACUCCAAUUGAAGGAACUUGCUGAUGAGGUGGAACAAAUCCGCCGAACCGCGAUUCCUAGCGCACGAGUUGCCAAAUCCGAUAAAAGGGCUGAUCCGGCCUAUCACAACGGAAAUUGGGAGUGGUGGAACAAUACGGAAACCGAUUCAAGUUCGGGUACAUGUUCCGCUAACUUAUGGGUGAUCAUGGGAAGUAUUAUAGGCUUAACUUAUCAAUAUUGUUUAUAGUGGUAUGUUCUGAAUAGUGUAAUUAUAAAAAUAACAAUUGAAAUUCAAUUAUAUAAAAUAAUAUUAAAUAUAAAUCAUA
Drosophila eugracilis is the source of this 1917-nucleotide messenger RNA. RefSeq names its product arylsulfatase B. The coding region runs from base 102 to 1838 and encodes 578 amino acids. Lineage: Eukaryota; Metazoa; Arthropoda; Insecta; Diptera; Drosophilidae. The transcript has 6 exons. The record is from RefSeq and is a predicted model, not a curated record.